UUCCACAGUUGAUAAAGAUAGAGAACAGGGAGAGAGAGAAGAGAGAGCAAUGAUGGAAGCUUUACUCUGCAGAAAUCUGGGCGACCCCACAGUCCGGCCCGACGGGGCGGAGAACUCGGCCCUAACCAUCUCCACGACUUACCCGAUUCCGCAACUCAACUCGCCGACGGCGGUCAGAGUCCGUGUCAAAGCAACCAGCUUGAACUUCGCUAAUUACCUCCAAAUUCUCGGUAAGUACCAAGAGAAGCUGCCGUUGCCUUUUAUUCCGGGCUCCGAUUACUCGGGCACCGUCGAGGCUGUGGGACCCGGAGUCACCAAGUUCAAAAUCGGGGAUCCAGUUUGCUCUUUCGCUGCUCGCGGAUCAUUUGCUCAAUUCAUCGUCGCCGAUGAAUCCGAGUUGUUUCUGGUGCCUGAAGGAUGUGACUUGGUUGCCGCUGGUGCACUUCCAGUCGCAUAUGGUACAUCACAUGUUGCACUUGUUCAUAGAGCGCAAUUGUGUGCUGGUCAGGUGUUGCUGGUUCUUGGUGCAGCUGGAGGAGUUGGUGUUUCUGCUGUACAAAUUGGCAAGGUCUGUGGUGCCAUUGUUAUAGCUGUUGCUAGGGGAGAUGAGAAGGCGCAAUUUCUGAAGUCACUGGGUGUAGAUCAUGUUGUUGAUGUGAGCAAAGAGAAUGUCAUUGAAAGUGUGAAGGGGUUUCUAAAGUCGAAAAGGCUGAAAGGAGUUGAUGUUUUGUAUGAUCCGGUUGGAGGCAAGCUUACAAAAGAAACCUUGAAGUUGUUGAACUGGGGAGCACAAAUCUUGGUUAUAGGGUUUGCAAGUGGUGAAGUACCUGUAAUCCCAGCAAAUAUUGCUCUUGUUAAGAACUGGACGGUUCAUGGACUCUAUUGGGGAAGUUAUAACAUCUAUCGACCACAUGUUCUGCAAGAUUCCCUAAAGGAGCUGCUAUCCUGGUUGGCUAGGGGAUUGAUUACCAUCAAGAUUUCCCAUACUUUUAGCCUUUCUAAGGCAAAUCUUGCUUUUGCUGCCCUCAGAGAUAGAAAAGCAAUUGGAAAGGUUUUGAUUGCCUUCGAUGACCAGAAAACUACGAGGUCUAAGCUUUAGUUGCGUCUUGCUAAUGGAGCAAACACAUGCAUUUCUUAUAAAGCCCAAAAUGUGGUAGCAUCAGCCUCUUGUAUGAUUCUAGGUGUCAAUAGUGCUGCUGAUUUCCCUUGACAAUACUUGUACUAAUAAGGUUAUGUAUUGCCAUUCAAUUGUGCUUCAUGGAAAUAAACAUAUUGUAGUACAUGAAACAAGAAUUCGACACACAAUUGUUGUUGGAUCUUUCUUAUGUCGAUACAGAGUGUGGACAAUGUUGUGCUGGUAAGUGCACUUGUUGAUAAAUGAAGCUUGUAACUUGCAUCA
Messenger RNA from Sesamum indicum (sesame), 1399 nucleotides. Its product is annotated as GroES-like zinc-binding alcohol dehydrogenase family protein. Gene Ontology annotation, molecular function: zinc ion binding; oxidoreductase activity. Lineage: Eukaryota; Viridiplantae; Streptophyta; Magnoliopsida; Lamiales; Pedaliaceae. The record is from RefSeq and is a predicted model, not a curated record.